UCCCACAAAACAAAUAUUUGCUCUCUCUCUCUCUCUCUCUCUCUCUCUCUCUCUGAAUCUCUUGUUUUCUUCUCCCUUCAUCUUCAUCGGCACAAACCAUCAUCCACUUCCUAGCAAUUCUGGGACUUGAGCAUAAAUGGGUUCCAGAUCAGCGCGAUGGCGCCAGACUUGGGCUCCACAGCCAUUGACGCCCUUAAUGGAAGGUCCCGACCCUGAGUUGCGAGAAGAAGGACCCAAGAAGGAGAGCUCAUGGGAAGCCAUUAGAGAAUGGUUCAGAGCUCAGAAAGUUUCCCCAGCAGGAUCAGGACCAACUUUCUCUUCGUCAUCAUCACACUCUUUCUAUGGAUCCAUCCAAGCCAGAACUCAAGACUUGAGGCUCCUCCUCGGUGUCCUCGCUUGCCCCUUAGCUCCCAUCCCUUUGACCCACCAUCCUUCACACACCUUCCACAUCAAGGAUAUCCCAUUUGAAAACUCGACGGCCAAGUACAUUAUACAGCAGUAUUUGGCGGCCACUGGGUGUCUGAAACAGCAGAAGAAGGCGACGAAGAAUAUGUACGCCACCGGCACGGUGAAGAUGGUGUGCUGUGAAACGGAGAUUUCGACGGGGAAGAAUGUCAAGUGUUUGGGGACAAGAAGCAGCGACAAUGGCCGAUUCGUUCUGUGGCAGAUGCUUCCCGGAAUGUGGUCCCUGGAAUUGGUGGUCGGUGGCCACAAGGUGGUUGCCGGAAGCAACGGCAAGGCCGUGUGGCGGCACACACCGUGGCUCGGCACCAAUGCAGCCAGAGGGCCCCAACGGCCACUCCGUCGAAUCAUUCAGGGUUUGGAUCCAAAGAGCACAGCAAGCUUAUUCACCAACGCAGAGUGCUUAGGCGAGAGCAAAAUUGGGGACGUCGGAUGCUUUGUAUUAAAGGCAUCAGCAGAUCGUGCGGCUGUGAUUGAAAGGAGCGAGGGGCACGCCGAGAUAAUAAGGCACACAUUGUAUGGGUAUUUUUGUCAAAAGAGUGGGCUCCUCAUAUACCUUGAGGACUCUCACCUAACAAGGGUUCAAAUGGAUGAAACCCUAGAUAGUGAUCCUGUGUACUGGGAGACCACCAUUGGCAGCAGCAUCGGUGACUACAGGGACGUUGAUGGAGUGAUGAUUGCCCAUCAAGGACGGUCCAUCGCGAUGGUAUUUCGGUUCGAAGAAAUGUCAAUGCAACAUAGUAGAACCAGAAUGGAAGAACAUUGGACCAUUGAUGAUGUUAUGUUCAAUGUCCCAGGCCUCUCAAUGGAUCAUUUCAUUCCUCCUGCUGAUGCAUUUCCCAAUUCAAACUCACCAUAACAAGAUCGUAUCUCACAAAGUUUUGGUGUUUGCUAAGUAAAUACACGAUUAUGUAUCUGGAGAGAGAACAAAUUAAGUAUAAUUCGAAUCACUCUCUCCCUCUCUCCCUCUCUCUCUUCACACCUAUUUUUUUCUCUCAAUUUUUCUAUCUUGUUUUUGCCAAAAAGGGAUGAAUUUGAGCCAAGAAGUCAAGCUCAAACAACAAAUUCAAAAGGAGGAAUCUUCGAGCAUGAGAUUUUGAGUUUGAGUUCAUGUGGAUGUAAAAAACACUUUUAAAAGAAUUAUUCCCAAUUAGGUCCAAUAAUACUCGAA
Prosopis cineraria is the source of this 1633-nucleotide messenger RNA. RefSeq lists its product as uncharacterized. The record is from RefSeq and is a predicted model, not a curated record. The transcript is spliced from 3 exons. The coding region runs from base 137 to 1321 and encodes 394 amino acids. Lineage: Eukaryota; Viridiplantae; Streptophyta; Magnoliopsida; Fabales; Fabaceae.